Molecule: messenger RNA, 5227 nt
Organism: Monopterus albus (swamp eel)
Lineage: Eukaryota; Metazoa; Chordata; Actinopteri; Synbranchiformes; Synbranchidae
Gene: dis3l2
Product: DIS3 like 3'-5' exoribonuclease 2
Exons: 21
Coding region: 154-3195 (1013 amino acids)
Biological process (GO): mRNA catabolic process; miRNA catabolic process
Cellular component (GO): P-body
Molecular function (GO): RNA binding; 3'-5'-RNA exonuclease activity
Source: RefSeq, a predicted model, not a curated record
CAGCAGGUGGCGGUAAUGCACCUUAGGUAGGUUUGAAACCCGCCAGUAAACACCAUAGAAGAAGAAUAAGAAGCAUCAGGAGGUGUCAUUGUACAUUGAACGAUACAACUUAUACCGUAGUUAGUAAGAGACAACAUCUUUAAGGAUUGCCAGAUGGAUUCUCCUCGGCAGUCUAAGAAGGCUAACCUGAAUCGAGAGCCGAAGCGCAGCCAGAAUCGGUCCAGCGUUCCUCCUCAGAAAGAUGCCUACGCCAGGCUUCUCAGCCAGCAUCGCAGCAGCAAGUUCAAUUUGUAUCUAGAACAAUAUGCAAAGGAGUUCAGAGCCCAGGGUGACUGGCUGGACAUGCCACAGCGAAAGAGGGAUCAAACAGCUAAUGAUUUCUCUGAUUCAAGUGAUUUCACUCCCUCUUCCAUGACAAGUAGAGGAGAUAACAGUUCACUGUCUUUAUACAUGGAGAAACUAAGCAUUCGCAACCCUCAGCAGGACUGUGAAAGGAAAGAAGGUGUGUCUGAGAGGCAGCGAUGGGGGCAGAGAAGGGACACUACCACCAGCCAUGAUGGAGACAUAGAGUCUGGCGAGGAGGUCAGCUCUUCCAAACCCGAGACAAAGAAACACCAGAAGCAGCAGAAGAAAAACAAGGAUUCUAACAGAGAUGUUACCUCAAAAGAGACCAGCUCAUUCACUGGACUUCCCCAGUCCCCAAAGAAGGCCAGUACAGGUGGACAGGAACAAGAGAAGGUGAAGAAGUCAAAGAAAAAGAACCUGCCAAAGCACCCAGAAGAGGAGGAAAGCAAAAAGGGGCCAUUAAGAUCUUGGGUUGACAUGUCAAGGCCCAAGUCCCCUGAUGCUUCCAGUGCCACUUCUUCUGCUGUCAAAAGUAAGAACAAAGGAGGCGGAUCAAAGAAACAAGUGUUUGAAUCCUACAUGACACGUGAGGAGGUUUCCCAUGGCCUUAAAAGAGGAGAACUCAUUCAGGGACAAAUAAGAAUCAACCCAAAGAAGUACCAUGAAGCUUUUAUCCCAUCUCCUGAUGACACGUGGGAUAUAUUUUUGGAUGGGACUGUAGCGCGCAACAGAGCACUGAAUGGAGAUAUUGUGGUAGUGCAAGUCUUACCUCGGGAGCAAUGGAAGGUUGUGAGGUCAGAUACUGACACGAGUGAGGGUGCGAGUGAGGGCACGAGUGAGUCGGAGACCCGGCGAGAACACUUGGUACAAAAAGCACAGAAGAAGGCAGAGCGCACUUCUAGACCUGAACAUCUGAAUACCACUCUCACUGACACAGGAGAUCUUCUGGAAGACCCCUCAACCCCACGGUCCACUGAGGAAAUACUUCAAAAGACUGCUAAAGUGGUGUACAUAGUUGAGAAGAAACACUCAAGAGCUGCAACAGGCUUCCUGAAAUUCCUACCAGACAGGCCCUUUGCCAUGUUCUCUCCCAUGGACCACCGGGUGCCACGAAUUAACGUUCCCUUGGCUGACUGUCCCGAAGACUUCAGCUCUGUCCCGGGAAACUACACCAACACCUUGUUCAUCUGUCGUAUCACCGACUGGGCAGCCAACAGCAACUUUGCAGAAGGCCGACUUGCUAAGACACUGGGUCAAGCUGGAGAAAUCGAACCAGAGACAGAGGGCAUCCUGACAGAGUACGAUGUCGAUUUUUCUGAGUUCUCGGAUGAGGUUUUAGACUGCUUACCCAAGAACCUGCCCUGGACCAUCCCCCCUGAGGAGAUUAGGAAGAGGAGAGACCUGAGGUGGGACUAUCUGGACGAUGCUCUGUCCUGUAAACAACUCCCAGAUGGAAACUUUGAGGUGGGAGUUCACAUUGCUGAUGUUAGUUACUUCGUGGAUCAGGGCAACGCCCUGGAUGCCAUUGCCAGCCAAAGAGCCACUAGUGUGUACCUGGUUCAAAAGGUGAUCCCCAUGUUACCUAGGCUGCUGUGCGAAGAGCUGUGCAGUCUGAACCCUCUUGCCGACAGACUCACUUUCUCUGUCAUUUGGAAAAUCACCCCCGAGGGGAAGAUCCUGAGUGAAUGGUUUGGCCGCUCCGUGAUCCGCUCCUGUGUGAAGCUGAGCUACGACUAUGCUCAGAGCAUGAUCGAGGCUCCCGACAAGAUGUUCUCUGCAGCGGAACUGCCACCCGUGGAUCCUGUGCAUCCCAUUGAUGAGAUCCACCAGGCUGUGCUCAACCUGCACUCUAUUGCCAGGAACCUCCGAGCUCAACGUUUCACAGGCGGAGCCCUCAGACUGGACCAGAUGAAACUCUCUUUCACCCUGGACAAAGAGACCAUGAUGCCUCAAGGCUGCUAUAUUUACCAGUACAGAGACAGUAACAAGUUGGUGGAGGAGUUCAUGUUACUAGCUAACAUUGCCACAGCUCACCACAUCUGCCGCAAGUUCCCUGAGCUGGCCCUGCUCAGGCGGCACCCUCCGCCAAAAGCCAAGAUGAUGGAUGAGCUACAGGAGCUGUGUGACCAGUUGGGCAUCAAUAUCGACCUGUCCUCUGCAGGAGCAUUGCAUAAGAGUCUCACUGCUACUCUUGGUGAUGAUGAGUACACCAGUGCCAGACAACAAGUCCUCACCCACAUGUGCUCCAGACCCAUGCAGAUGGCGUUGUACUUCUGUUCAGGUGUCUGGAAGGAUGAGCAGUUGUUCAAGCACUAUGCCCUCAAUGUUCCUCUCUACACACACUUCACCUCUCCCAUCAGACGCUAUGCUGACAUCAUUGUGCACCGGCUACUGGCUUCAUCUCUGAGGUGUGGGCCUCAUUUAGAACUGUCAACAGAAGAAGUGGAAAAACAGGCAUCCCACUGUAAUGACAAAAAGACGCUGUCCAAGAGAGUCCAUGAGCUCAGCUCGGAGCUCUUUUUUGGAGUGUUUGUAAAGGAGUGUGGCCCCCUGGACUCUGAGGCCAUGGUGAUGGGGGUGCUGGAUCAGUCCUUCGAUGUGCUGGUCAUCCGCUACGGAGUGCAAAAACGCAUCUACUGCAAGUCUGUCACAGGCCUGGAAUCAUUCCACCAUCGCAAGGUAGGGAAAAUAUCAGAGCUGACUUUGGUUUGGACACAGGAGGAGCCAGAGAAACCCCCACUAGAACAGGUGAUUUCAGUGUUCAGCUUAGUGGAAGUGCAGCUCAAAGCCGACAGUGCACCCAUGAAAUACAGUGCAGUGCUCAAGAGGCCCGACGACAGCCGUUCAUAAAGUCAGUGUGUAAACUGAUUUGCACAUUUUCUUUUAUUAAUUGUCAAUUUCAACAUGUAGAUUAGAAGCAGUGUUACUAUGGUAAGCAUGAGUCAGAUCAGAGUCAAAUUUCAAUUGAAAAUCCCACUGAGUUUCAGUCUCAGCUUAGAGUACCACUAGUGAUUUUUCAAGUUUUAACCUACUUCAAAUAAUCCAUACAGAUGACAGCUGCUCAUUUUCCAGGGUAUAUUAUUGUGUUUAAUUUGGGUUUUAGAUUUGGUUAGCAAUGGAAAGCAAAAGUGAACAUUUGUGGGCAUGUGGGUAUGUGCAAGUUGACUUUAAUGCUUUAGAAAAGAGCCUAAAUAUUGGCCAGCUUGAAAAUAGAAAAAGUUUAUAAUCUCCUGUGGUAUGUUUGGAAAAUGGUUGGGUGUCAUCUAAAUCACAUGGAUUUAUAGAAGCAGUCUUCUGCAUGUUGUGAUGAAAACUAAUAUGUUAAGUCUAAACAAUGUCAUUAAUUGACUACAUGUUUUUGUAGUGAAGUAUGGAUCUCAAAUUGAAUGUGGGCUCAGGUCUGACUAUGAGAAGAACCAAGGCAGCAGUGGCUUUUAUUUUGCUCUUAAUUACUUCACCUAUUCAGUUGGGUUUGGGUGUGAUAUAAUUGCUGUGCACAGUUUAAUGUGUGAUUUUUUAACUAUUUUCAGUUUAAUAGGAACAACUGGUUUCCUGAUUCUAGAUCGAUGAAAGAUGCAUAUUUAUAUUUGCAAAACAACAGAGAAUAGCGCACCACAGAAUUAAACUGUACUUGGUGAAACUACCUGAGUAAAACUGUUUACCAGUAGCUGUAAUAGUAAAAUGAAAAGUCAUCAGAUUCACAGAGCAGGUAUAGUACAGUAAAGUGGGGAUAUUGUGUAAAACGUAAAUAUGGCUAUUGUCUCUGAGAUUUUAAUGAGUUUUAUUUUGACUUGUGUGCUUUUCAGUGCUUCCAACUGCUGUGUGUUUUUUAUUUUGUUUUAAUGCUCAGACUUGAUUUAUGCAGCAGAAAAGCUGUUGGUCAAUGUUCAAGGUGUGUUUUCCGCUAAAUCAUGGUACAGAUCAGUCAUUAUUAUCAACUGUGGAGCUACACAUUUUAAAAUGGAUGCAGGUCCCACAUUUGCUUUAACUGAGUUUCUCAUACCGAGUAGCUGCUAUGUCUGCACAGUAGUUUUGUAAUUUUGGGAUCUCAGAUCUCUUGUGUUUAGUGGAUUAUUUUUAGGAUUGUUAGAGUUUUGAAACAUCGCCAGCUAAUGUAUUUAAGUUAUUUUGUUAUGUGUGGACUGAAAGUAUGUGACACUACCUUGUAAAUGUAUUUUAAACCAGAAAGUGGUUUGUUGUCUAAAACAACUGUGCUUUUGUAAUUUGGUUUGGAAAAAAAGAUAAUCUCUCACAUGUGAAAAUCAUUGAAUAUACAGAUUGGUGACAGAUGGAAGGAAAACUCAACACAAAUCGUCUCAGUAAGGUGUUAGACCACCGUGUGCCACCAGAGCAGCUUCAGUGCUCCUUGGCUUUUACUCUCCAAAUCUCUGAACUCUACUGGAGGGAUGGACACCAUCCUUUAAAAGAUAUUCCCUCAGGUGGUGUUUUGAUUGUGGUGGUAGAGACACUGUCUAACACUUCAAUCCAAAACCCUCCAUAAGUGUUGAACUGGGUUGGAAUCUGGUGACUGUGAAGGUCACAGCAAAUGUCCACAUCAUUUUCAGACUCACCAAACCAUUCAGUGACCCCUUGUGUCCUAUGGCUGGGGGUUUUGUUGCCCUAGAAGAGGCAACUCAUUGAGGUUUUUCAUUUAUUUGUCACUCGUCUGUAUAUAAGUCAAAAGCAACUUCAUCUCUGUUCAAUGUCUGUGUACCUUUUCCAUAAUUACACUGGCACAUGUAACUUUCAUUCUGGUCAAUGUUCAAAGUGCAUUUCUCUGCUACACCACUCUGCAGAGCAAUAGACGGGCGUUUUCAUCUCUAUUGGAGGUAAAUAAAUACAUGAAAUCCACUGGGGAAACAACUCAGAUUGUUUGCGUGUA